AUGAAGUAUUCAAUCAUUCUAUCAGCAGCUGUGGCUCUGGUGGCAGCCGCACCCAGUCCCCAGCCUGCUGCCAACGAUGAACUAGUACCUGUUGUUGAGCAGCAGGGACGAAACAUCCGACUGUUUGGCCGAACCUUCUGUGCCCGAACUUAUGGCUACGGCUCCCACUGGGGUCACUGCCCUGAGCAUACCAAGUGGAAGCCCAAACCUUCUGGAGGCGGUGGUUCUCAAAAGACCUGUCCCGCCGACCAACAGACUCUCAUUACAACCACUACUACUCGAUACAAGGGCUACGAUUGCCUCACUGAUACCAUUGUCGUCACCUCUUGUCUUCCUACUCCUACUCCUGCCAAGACAACUAAAGUUCCUCCUCCCAAGCCUACUAAGCCUGUGGCCAGUGGUUCCGGUGAUUGCACUACUAGAUAUUCUACUUCUACCCGAUACGAGGGCUGGAAGUGCGUCACUGAUACCAUCACACAGGUGGAUUGCUCCCCCUCUGCACCCACUCCCCCUCCCAAGACCAAGCCCGUGUCCAGCAGCUCUCUUGACUGUCCUCCUGAGUCCCAGACUACUAGCUACUCCACCAAGACACGAUAUGAAGGCAGGAAGUGUAUCACAGAUACUGCCACAAUUGUUAGCUGUAUUCCUCCCGCUCCCACCCCUCCCCCUCAGACUAGUGUCAAGACCACUCCUUCUGGAUCGCUGACUUGUCCUCCUGAGCAGCAGACCACCAUUGUGACCACAUCUACUCGUUACAAGGGUUGGGACUGCCUCACUGACACUGUCACUCUGACACAAUGUGUGCCUGGAUCUUCCACCAAACCUGAGAGUGUUGUGUCUACUGCCACCCCUCCUGUUACCACUACAAAGGUCAAGCCUACUCCUUCAGGUUCUCUGACCUGCCCUCCUGAGGAGCAGACCACAAUUGUGACCACCUCUACUCGUUACAAGGGUUGGGAUUGUCUCACUGACACUGUCACUCUGACACAGUGUGUGCCCAGAUCUUCCACCAAGCCUGAGAGUGCUGUGUCUACUGGCACCCCUCCUGGUACCACUACAAAGGUCAAGCCUACUCCUUCAGGUUCUCUGACCUGCCCUCCUGAGGAGCAGACCACAAUUGUUACUACCUCUACACGCUACAAGGGCGGGGACUGUUUCACUGACACCAUCACUCUGACCCAGUGUGUGCCUGGCACAUCUACCAAGCCUGAGAGCAUUAUCAGUACUUCUGUUCCCGGUUCUUCUAUUCCCGGCUCGUCUGUUCCUACUAGCUCAGUAGACAGUACUACACCUGCGACCAUUCCUGGCUCUUCUUCCACUCCCGAUAUUCCCACUUCUGGAGUUGAGACUGGUUCCACUGGAUCUGUCACAAUCCUUACUCCUUCUGACUCCAGCACGGAGACAUCCCAGAAGCCUACCGACUCUUUGCCCCCUCAUUUGACUACUUCUUGGGUGACUAAAACAACUACAUUCACUACUGGAACUACCGUCUACACUACUGAGUACACAACUCUUACCACUUGCGAGAUUACUCCCUCGUCUACUCCUGCCACUGAGACCACCCCUGUUGAUCGUGCCACCUCCAGUGUUCCCGUCGAGUCUUCUUCCGUCCCGGUUGAGUCUUCGGUCCCCAUCACUGAGUCGCAGCCCACUCCUACCUCUGAGACUCCUGGAACUUCUUCGGCCCCCGUGGAGACUUGUCCUACUGGUGAAACUAUGAGCACCAUCACUGUGCCUCAUACCAAGACCGUGACUGAGGGAGGAUCUACUAUCACUACCGUUGUGACCAAGACCAAGACCACUUGUGCUCCCCCUGGAUCUGAGACCCUCCCUAUUGUCUCCACUGGAAGUACAUCUGUGUCUCCUGUCUCUUCUGGACCUGCACUUUCCACUGCAAGCGAGUCUGUACCUGUCUCGUCAGGUCCUUCUCCUUCUACUUCUCCUGAUACCACUAUUGAGCCCACUGUUGAGCCCACUGGCAGCGCUACUACUGAAUCCCUGCCUCCUCACCUUACCACAACCGUCAUCACCGUCACUGAUACAGUCACUACUGGCUCUACUUUCUACACCACUGAGUACACUACAAUCAGCACAUGCCCCAUUACUGAUGUGGAGUCGACCGUGAGCAAGACUACCCCUGUGAAUACUGAGCCUACUCAAUCUGAGUCUUCUCAGCCCGGACCUUCGCCUUCUACUGGCGUGGUUCCUCCUGAGUCGUCUGGUCCUUCUCCUUCUACAGGAUCUGUUCAGACUACUGGUUCUAUCGUCACAACCUCAGGUUCUGUGUCCCCUGAGUCUUCGCAGCCUGGCCCUUCUCCUUCUACUGGUUCUGAUGUUGAGUCUGUCACUCCCACCACCCUGGAGCCUACAGCCAGUGCCACUACCCAGACUGGUUCCGAGAGCAAGCCCUCCCCCACUGACUCCGGUGACAUCACCUCUUAUGUUCCCUCUGUUACACCCACCGGCCCUAUUACUGUGACAUCUCCUGGCAUCUCAUCCCCUGUGACAUGUCCCCCUGACCAGAGCACCUCUAUCGUGACGAAGACAAUUACAGGACUAACUACAGAGAGUGGCUACACAGUUGAGUGUCUCACUAUUAUGACCGAGGCCGUCUGUGUCACAGGUGAGGCCACCACUACCAACUGGAUUACCUACCAGCCCACUCCUUCUGCCGAGUCUUCUGUGAUCCAGUCUUCACCUUCUGGGUCAGUUCCUCCCGUUGAUACUACCCCUGUUCAGACUACCGGUGCUGUCGAGUCUUCAGGAUCAGUUCCUCCUGUUGAGAGUACUCCCGCUGAGUCAACAGGACCAGUUCUGCCCGAAACCUCCGCCUCUGCUCCUUCCUCGCUUCCCUUCCCCGUGACGUACGUCACCACUGAGGUUGUCACCACCGAGGUUGACCAGACUACCGUGUUUACCACCCAAACUCGAACUAUUGUCUCUUGUACCCACGAGGCUGGCUGUGUUGGUAGUUAUGCUACUGGAGAGGCUGCCCCUGAGCCCACUAUUCCUGCUGGAGCUCAUGAGAAGCCAGCCAUGCCCGAGGUCUCUCAGGCUGUUGAUGUUCCUAACACCACUCUCAAGCCUGUUGGUGUCGUCCCUGAAGAGUCUGGAACCUCUCCUACUCCAGCUGGAUCGGCUGCUCCUGGCGAGCACGGUGAGUCUACUCCUGGUGAGCACGGUGAGCACGGUGAGCACGGUGAGCACGGUGAGUCUACUCCUGGUGAGCACGGUGUGCACGGUGAGUCUACUCCUGGUGAGCACGGUGUGCACAGUGAGUCUACUCCUGGUGCCCCUGGCACCCCUGCCGAGUCGGCUCCUACCCAGGCUGGAACUCCUGGCCAGGCAUCUUCUGCCCCCUCUGCCCCUGAGCAGGCCAACGGUGGCGUGUCUCUCGGACUCCCUCUCGGUGGUCUCUUCCUGGCUGCCCUCCCCUUGCUCAUUUAA
Messenger RNA from Yarrowia lipolytica CLIB122, 3447 nucleotides. Lineage: Eukaryota; Fungi; Ascomycota; Dipodascomycetes; Dipodascales. The record is from RefSeq and is a predicted model, not a curated record.